Zychaea mexicana is the source of this 3340-nucleotide messenger RNA. RefSeq lists its product as uncharacterized. Lineage: Eukaryota; Fungi; Mucoromycota; Mucoromycetes; Mucorales; Lichtheimiaceae. The transcript is spliced from 9 exons. The coding region runs from base 105 to 3209 and encodes 1034 amino acids. Gene Ontology annotation, molecular function: protein binding. The record is from RefSeq and is a predicted model, not a curated record.
AUUAAACUAAACUCUUCUUCCCUUCCUUCCUUUGUCCUUCCCUUUUCCUUUCUUUCUUUCUCUCCUCCUCCCUUCUCUUUACCUUUUUUACAUUUAUCCAAAUUAUGGAAAACAAGGUGGCCCAAUCGGCCGCUGACCUCGAUACGGCUCGUUGCCGUGGUGACUGGUCAUCUAUACCCCAACUCGCUCAGAGAUAUAAAAAGUACCAUCCCGAUGAAACAGUAUUGGACGCUACUGCGUGCAUUGAGGCCGAACUCGUCGACCAGAUACAAAGUACGCGUCAACGCACAGCAACUGCCCAAGAACACGCCAACGACACUCCCGACUCGAUCCACAAUUCACCUUCACUCAAUUCACUUCAAUCGCAGUCCUUUGCUCGGCGCAUUCAAGACAUUAUUCGAGGAAAGAAAGCUAAUUUAGAUUUGCCGGAUGAUCGUCAGGCACAGUUUACAAAGAUCAUUUUGGCACGCAUUUAUUUCGAAUCAGGCGAUUACGACAAAGCGCUUGAAUCAUUGCAGAACUUAGCUUUACGGAUAGAAGACGCUACAUCAGGUUAUGGAUUGGUAUUACUUGUGCAAGCGCGUGCUAUCAAAGGCAUAUGUUAUGAAAAGCAGAACAACAUCACAGCGGCGAUCGAUGCUUUUUCAACAGCCUGGGAUGUAGUAGAGCAACAUCUCAAGGCCAAAAGCGAAAUGCUGUGGUACUGGAUGGAAGAGUGUCUUUACCAUGGCAUUCUACUGCAAUUGCGUGUCAGAUCCUCACCAUUACGAUUGAUGCGAGCUUAUUUGAAACUUGCCAAUUCAUACUGGUCUAAACAUUGGCGUACAUGUAAACAAUGGGUUGUAUUCUGUUUGUCCGCGCGCCACGUUGCCAAAAUCGAUGGAUUGAAUAACGAUAGUGACAUUGUUUCAAGUCUGAGCGACCUAGACGACCUUAUACCCGUAAUGGAUAUCUUGCGCAAGCUUUUCAGGUCUCUUGCAUCGGUGUGCACUACAACCGAAUUGAAUCAGCGAACGGUCGAACUAGCCAAUCUAACUGCCCAAGUGCAUGAUCGUGUGGGUUGGGGUGAUGCCCGGCAUCUUCGGCGUGUUCUUCGUUUUCUGUAUCAGGCAAAAGAACAUACGUUCAACAGUGCCGAUAUCACUCGCCACUUGCUGUUCACUUUGAUGCGCCUGGGUGACUUUGAUGAAGCCAAACAUACGUUUGUAUCCUAUAUGGAUUUGGUGGGUGCCAGUGAUAUCACAUACACCGAUGAACCGAGACAAUAUGAGGCAUCCCACGUCUUGCGACGCAUGGGACUUGUCAAUGAAACCGCAGUGCAGUUGCUUUCAGUCUUGCUAAUUGGAGCAGAGCUGUAUGGCAAAAUCUACAGCAAUGGGAAAAUAGCCACGAUUAUCAUGCACCUGGCAUUGGACGUGGUGGAAGAAUUAGACGAAGAAGAUGACUUGAGCGAAAUGGUCGCGCGCACAUAUCGAGUCCACGGUGCCGCUUGUGGCGUUUAUGCUCGCCAAUGUGAUGAUCCAGAUACACGUUCAGAAUAUCAUAACAAGGCGAUUAAAUCUUUGAUCAAAGCCGUACGCCUUCAAGAAGAAGAAUUAGGCUCAUCAUCAGCAACGGCAUCAUGGCAAUCAUAUUAUGAACUUGCUGUCGAACAAGCUAUCACACGCAAUUUGCACGACGCUGCUAGCUCUACGAGCAAAUCGAUCCAACUCGAGCCUAACCAUCUAGCAUCAUGGCACCUUUUGGCCUUGAUUUAUUCAUGUCAAGAAAACAAGGAACCGCAAGCCCUUCAAACGCUUGAGGCUGGUUUGAAUACGUCGACGACCUUGUUGACCGAGUAUAGUACUGUAACGGCAGGUGCAGCGCCAGUCAUGUCGUGGAACAAGAACGAAAAGUCUAUGGCACAGUACGUCAGUUUGGCAGAGAGUCAUCUGGCCGUUUCCAUGACUCAGGUGCAACUUUUGGAAAAGUUGGAAGGACCUGAAGCUGUUUUGGACCUAUAUACAGAUCUCUUUUCGAUGUAUGCCAAGUUGGCUACUCAUUUGCUGAAAAAUGAUGACGAUAUGUUGCAGGCAACAACAGCAGAAGUAGAAACAGGUGUAGUAGGCGACCCUGCUGCUGCAACAGCGAAUGGAAGGCAUAACUCCAUGUCUUCAUCCAGACGAACCUCACGUUCGCAUUCAUUGUCCAAUGCUGAUCCUCGUCGACGAUCGAAUAGCACUUCCGCCAACCACCGCCGUCCAAGUGAGCUCAACGGCAACACAUCGGAUGUCCCUCCUGUUUCGCCGUCAGCAAAUACCAACUUGCCACCGCGCCGCAUGAAGACCAGCAGCAGCGAUGAGAUUCGUAGCGAUCGUCGAGGCAGUGAUGUAGUGCGCAAUCGAUCGUCGUCAAUCAGCAGAGAAAGCAAGUCGAUUCGCAAGAAGAGUAUGCAACUGAUUGAUAUGGGAUUUGCUCGACGAAUGGGCAGCACACAGCAAUCAACCAAGCAAUUUUCUUCUGGUUCCACCUUGUAUGAUGAACGAUCCACGUCCAGUUCAGAAGCAUCUUCAGCGACGCUCAUGUCCUUGUUGACACCUUCCUUCUCCGCAGCAAGUAUGGGUGCUGCUGAAAGACGGCCUUCUAACACGACCGCCACUAUCAGCUCCAUCAUCGACAAGCCCACGCACUUUUACACUCGAUACCAGCGCGACCGUUGGUACCAUCUACUCGUAAAACUCUGGCUCAUGUCCACGACAACAUUCAUCCGCGCCGGCCGCCUCGAAGAAGCCACCAAAGCAAUUGUCGAAGCGGAGCAGCAGUUGCUUGUGGGUCAAAUGAACGAUGCCAGUGUCUGGUACCAACUCGGCCUGGUUUGCAUUCAAAAAGCAAAGAAGGUAGCAACGACGGUGGAUCAAGCCAAAUUGCACGAUACCGGAUUGGAUGCAUUCAAAAAGGCGCUGGCCAUUGAUCCAGAUCAUAUUGAGGCACUGGUUGCCAUGGCACGCUGUUUCAUUGAUAUGGAAGAAUGGGAGUUGGCCGAAGGCUUGUUGGAUCGCGCUACCCGUGGAUACGGCUGGGAUAAUGCCGAGGCUUGGUAUUGUCUGGGCAUCUGUUACCGCCAUGCACAUAAUUUGGAACAGGCCAAGAAUUGCUUCCAGUACGCCGUCGAGCUGAGCGAGACUACGCCUUUGCAGUCCUUCUCGCAAUUGCCUCGUUUCGUACAAUAGUAAUCAUCAUAAUCAUACAACAACUUUAGUCAUUUAUCAUCCACCAAUCCCUUCCGAUGUCCUCCAUGAAAUCUCAGGGCUAUUAUAACACACACAUUUUUGGAUCCAAUCUCUCCCUAAUCUAUCAUCGU